Molecule: messenger RNA, 2034 nt
Organism: Pochonia chlamydosporia 170
Lineage: Eukaryota; Fungi; Ascomycota; Sordariomycetes; Hypocreales; Clavicipitaceae
Product: copper amine oxidase 1
Exons: 5
Coding region: 1-2034 (677 amino acids)
Biological process (GO): amine metabolic process
Molecular function (GO): primary methylamine oxidase activity; quinone binding; copper ion binding
Source: RefSeq, a predicted model, not a curated record
AUGCCUGAGGUUCCACACCCCCUCUCUGACCUCUCAGUCGAAGAGUCGAACCUUGCCAGAGAUGUCGUCCUCAAGCUUCAUCCUGGCACAGUCAUUGACUUUCGUGCGAUUUAUCUGUUAGAGCCAAACAAAGAAGACGUUGUACAAUUCUUGAAUAUUGAGCACGCGGGUAAACUGACGCCUGACACCCCAAGACCACCUCGACUUGCACAGGUGAAGUACGAUGUCAUCGGCGGCUCAGAACCCACGCGAUAUCACGAGUCCAUCAUCGAUGUUGUCAAAGUCGAAAGAGUCCGACAUACCGUUGUCGACCAGGAAUACCAUGCCAGUCUAUCCAUCUUCGAGUUUGAGAGGGUACUGGAAUGUGUCCAGAAAUCUUCAAUGUUCCAGGAGAAGAUGAAGUCUAUCGAGCUGCCUGAGGGCUUCGAGGUUGUCUUGGAACCGUGGCCAUACGGGGGUCCGGAUGAGGCUGACGGCCAGACACGAUUCUUCCAAACCUUAUGCUUUGGACGAGAUACGAGGAGCGGAAAUCCAGACUCCAACUUUUACGCUUAUCCUUUACCAUUCAUCCCCAUUGUAGACGCAAGAAAGAUGGAAGUUGUUCGUAUCGACCAACCCGCAACCGGCGGAAAGGGGGAACCGCUGACCGGUGUCUCCCACAAAACGCGAGUUUUGGAUCAUUGUCGCCCUGCCGAAUACGUUCCCGAACUGAUUCCAGGCGGCACCAGAACCGACGUCAAACCUCUCACAGUCGUCCAGCCCGAAGGACCAAGCUUCAAGGUUCCUGAGCCUAAUCUCAUUGAGUGGCAGAAGUGGCGAUUCCGACUUACGUUUAACCCGCGCGAGGGAGCCGUGUUGCAUGAUAUUCGAUAUGAUGGCCGAGACGUUCUGUACAGGCUGAGCCUUAGUGACAUGACCGUACCAUAUGCCGAUCCCAGAGCACCGUUCCAUCGUAAGCAGGCAUUUGACUUUGGCGAUGGUGGGUUAGGAAACUGCGUGAAUAAUCUUACCCUCGGGUGCGAUUGCCUUGGUGUCAUCAAGUACUUUGACGGUCUCGUCACAAAUUCCGACGGCUCCGCGGAAGUCACCAAAAACGUAAUCUGUCUACAUGAGCAGGAUAAUGGCAUUAAUUGGAAACACACGAACUGGCGUACUGGCAGAGCUGUUGUUACACGACGGAGAGAACUCGUAGUGAAUUGGCUGAUCACGCUUGCAAACUACGAAUAUGCGUUCCAGGCGGUAUUUGAUCAGGCCGCAGGCAUCAAAAUAGAGGCGAGGGCCACUGGGAUUGUGUCUGUGGUCAACAUUGAUGAAGGGAAAACCGCGCCGUGGGGGAAUGUUGUCAAUCCGGGCACACUGGCGCAAAAUCACCAGCACAUAUUCUGCCUGCGGAUAGACCCAGCUGUGGAUGGGCAUAACAACACCCUGGUCCAAGAAGAAAGUGUCCCAGUUGAGACGAACCCAGACACAAACCCUAACGGUAAUCUUUACGAAGUUCAGUCCACCGCCAUUACAACCUCCUCAGGACUUAAUCUGGAUCCUUUCAAAAACAGAGUUUUCAAAGUCCAAAACAUCUCAAAACGCAACCCGGUCAGCGGAAAGCCUGUUGGGUACAAGAUCACCACGCCGCCAACGCAGCUACUUCUGGCUGCGCCUAAUAGCAUUCAGUCGAAUCGUGCACUCUUCGCUAGGCAUCACCUCUGGGUUACGAAAUAUAAAGACGACGAGUUGUACGCUGGUGGUCGAUAUACCUUGCAAAGCCGAAACGAGAAGGGUGGUCUCGCUGAUGCCGCAGCUAGGAAGGAUAAAGUUGCUGAUGAGGAUAUUGUCAUCUGGUCCGUGUUUGGGCUAACACACAACCCCCGAGUUGAGGAUUGGCCGGUCAUGCCGGUAGAGAUGUUACAAGUACACAUUACUCCUUCAGACUUUUUCACUGGGAACCCCGCUAUAGACGUUCCAUCGAAUAAGGAUAUUGGAUCCAAACUGGCCAAUGGAGACUGCUGCGAGACUUCUAUUAACGGGACAGAUGCAUAA